Messenger RNA from Sardina pilchardus (European sardine), 1171 nucleotides. RefSeq names its product profilin 1 (gene pfn1). Gene Ontology annotation, biological process: actin cytoskeleton organization; regulation of actin filament polymerization; positive regulation of actin filament bundle assembly. The transcript is spliced from 4 exons. The record is from RefSeq and is a predicted model, not a curated record. The coding region runs from base 177 to 602 and encodes 141 amino acids. NCBI's taxonomy places the organism in Eukaryota, Metazoa, Chordata, Actinopteri, Clupeiformes, Clupeidae. Gene Ontology annotation, cellular component: cytoplasm. Gene Ontology annotation, molecular function: actin binding.
GGCUUAGUGUCAAGGGGGGAAAAAUGUUUGAGGAAGUGAGUACCGCGGGGCAGGGCGUGCGCUGCGUGGAGGGAUAGGCCUAUAAACUCACUCAAACUUCCUCGUCUUCACUUUGAAACUUCUUGCAGAAGACACUGGGAUUGUUUGAGCAGGGUUAUAAUUAGCCUACUGAAACCAUGUCGUGGGACGGAUACAUCACUAACCUGAUGGGAAAAGAUGGCAUUGGAGAUGCCGUAAUCGCGGGCCAUGAACUCAAUGUAGAGUCGGUGUGGGCGUCCCAGCCGAACGGCACAUUAUCUGGCAUAACGGCUGCGGAGAUCAAGGUACUGGUGGGGACCGACCGCUCGAAGCUGUUUGGCAAUGGCGUAACCGUGGCAGGGAUCAAGUGCACUGUGCUGAGGGAUACCCUGAACACGGAGAGUGUCUGGACCAUGGACAUGCGCACCAAAGCCACCGACAGUGACCCCACUACUUACAGCAUCUCCGUUGCCAAGAGCGGCAAAGCUCUGGUCAUUGCAAAGGGAAAAAAGGAUAUACACGGAGGAGUAGUGAACAAAGCGGUUUUCGAAAUGUGUGAUUACCUCAGGAAAAGUGGCUACUGAGAAUGCUCUGCCUGUACAACUCCACCACUGACAGCUCCCCCCCCGCCCCCUUCUCCCUGAUUACCACCUCUCGCCUCAGUCCCCACCAUCAGGCUCGCCUCAGGCUUAUUGCUGAUGAGCCGCAUAUGACCCAUCUAUUCAGGCUAGUGAUUCAGUUCGUAACAGCAAGCCACUCUCCACAUGCUAUUGUAUACCACUGUUGUUAUUAUUUAGAGUACAGUGAAUGAUGACAGGAUGAUGUCGGUUGUCAGUGCCUAUCAUCCCAUCUUCAUCUCCCCCCCCCCCAUCAUCCUCUUCAUCAUCAUUAUCAUCAGCAACGCCUCAGGAGGGAUUGAUCACUGUGAACCCUUAUGAUGGCUGCAUGUUUGACUGGUGUGAUUGUUAACGGUACACAGCGUUCAGUAUUUGGCAGGGAUGUGACUGGAUCAUUUAAAUCUCUAUCCCCUCAGGUUAAAGCCAUCUGCUGUAGUGUAGCCAUUAUUAUUAUUUCAUUGUUUUUUUUUUGUUGUUGUUGUUACCUACAGAACAAAACAAGAGAUUCUAAAUAAAGAUAAAUAAUUGUAAGGUCA